AUGGCCACGACCGUCCGGAAGGUUAAGCAGGAAAAUCGACUCAGGCGACAGGGACAGAACCAAGAUGAGGAGGGGCUUUACAAGCCCGUGCCGCCCCCGAAGCCGGUGCAGAACAACCAGAGAAACCAGGACUCGCAGUCCCCUCGGCAGGAUCAGGACCAGGCUGCCGUGAACCGGACGUUCCAUCGGACCCCGAAGAACCUGCCGGAAGAGUCCUCUCGAGAUUCCGGACAGACGGUGCUUCCGGAGUACAGGAUGCCGCCGUUGUACGGCGAGGAGCAGAGCUCGAGUCAGACCCAGCAGCCGCCGACUCUUCGGACCCACAGCAGCAAAUUCCCGAUCGAGCGCGAGGUCGUGCUCUCCUCGGCGGACAAGAACUCGAAGAUCCCGAUUCUUCACGAGUACAAGCAGAGGAGCGCCGGAAGGGUCGCCAUUGCCCCGGAUGCCCCCGUCAAGCAGCAGGCUUGGGUCCAGGAGGGGGCUCAGCUGCAAGAACUGAGGCAGGAUACCCAGACGAGAAGUUACCAGAUCCAAGAAAAUUAUUCAGUUACGUCCACGGGAGCCGUACCGAGGACCCUGAAGAUAGAGGAGGAGAGGACCAAAUCUUUGUCCAGGACGUAUCACACGAUAAAGGACAUGAUCUCGAGCCGCUUCGGGCCGAGUCGGAAGGACGACCCGGAACCGGAAGCCAGCUUGAAUAACGUCACCGACGAGUUGCGGAAGUCGAGCCGAAGUAUCGACGACGAGGAGGCCAAGAAGAAGGAGGGCAUUUACGGGAAACCGAGAGCUCAGGAGCCACCCGGGAACAUGCAGCAAUACUCCAAAAAUGCUUACGGACAGUACGGUCACACUUACGGCUACCAGGGGGGUCAGCAGAACGUCCCUCUGCCGGGCCAACAGAACGUCCCUUUGCCGGGUCAGCUUCCGCCCCCGCCAGCCAUUCAGCCCAGUUUACCGGGUCAGAGUGCCCAGCUCCACGUGACGCAUCACACUCCACCAGGAGGAGUCCAAACAGUCCAUCAAACCCAGAUAUCAGGAUUCGCGGCAGCCCCAACAGUCCAGCAGACUCCGAAUUCAGGCAGAGAGUACGUAGUUCCAGGCCCCGGAGUGCCCGGCCAGAACGUGCACCAACCCCAUCAUCAGUCCAAUAUUCAGGGACAGGGCACUCCCCUGGCCAAACACGGGAUCCCGCUCCAGCAACAGCAGACCGGGAUGCAACAGCAAAAUCAAUCUUAUCAGAGCCCCCAACAGCUGCUGCAUCAGAACCAGCUGUUGCAGAGUCCCAGAUUCGCCCAACAACACGCACAGAACAUGCACCAGCGUCACCUGAUCCAAACACUGCAUCAGCAGCAGAUGGCCAAUCAGCAGAACUCCCAGUCAGCUUUGAGAACCGGACAGCAGGCGCAUUUCUCCAGCGCGUAUCAACAGUACCAAGCGAGACAGCAGCCGAUUUCCAGGUCUCAGAUCGAUCUUCCCAGCACGUCCAGGCAGACCGCGGAUGCCAGGACUAACCCUAAUCAGGACGUCUAUUAUCACUACGGCCAGGGGAGGCCGAGGUACGGCGUUCCUCAGGUCUACAUGAAGACCGAUGGAGCCAACCAGGAAAACGAGUUCCAAAGGAGCAACUCAGCCAGGAGGAUGGAAAAGGCUGCCUCUCAGCCGCAGCUGUGUUACGAGGACGAGAGGAUUCUUGGCGAGACUCAAAGGAACUCGUCGGAGACUCCCAAGACCUCCCCCGAUGGGGCUGAUAGGGAAAAAUACGAGAUUACCGUGGACGAACGCCAGGCCGAAUUUCUGAGGAAUGGCUCCCAGAGGAAAGAGGACAACAGGCCGGAUACGAGUUUCGGGACGCGCCGGGACGAAACCAGGGCGUCCAAAAGGGACCAACAGGACUACGGCCAGGACUCGCAGGAACUCAAUGGAGGCCAGAAGAGGAACGCCGACAUCGAGGCCGCGUAUGCCUCGAAACCUAGGGAAGCGGUCGAGCAGGAUGGGGUCAGAGCUUUGGCUCCAAAGGCUCACGUCGUUGCCGGGGAAUCCUCCAAGAGACUCGAGGAGAACGCGAAGAGGACGGAGAUCGCUCAGCAUCUCGGAAAAGAGGGUUCCGCGAAAAUUGAAACGAGGAAGGAAGAUCUGGAACAUGGUAUGGUGAGGCUGAAAAUUCAGAAUCAAGGCUCCGGGUCGGAUUACGACAAGGCUGGGCAAAGCUCUUCUAAUGUGGACUCUGGGAGAGGAUCGGCCGUUUAUUCCAGUGGGAGACGUCCACCUCCGGAAGAUCAAGGCAUGGCGCAAGGUCAGGAUUCCGAGUGGGUCGACAUCGUGGAGUCGGAGCUGAGAAGCAUCCUGGAGCCCAGGGACGUACCCGCGAUGGCGCACUCGACCUUGUCCGAAAGCGUUUCUUCGGUAACUCCACCAUUGCCGCCCUUGUCCCCAAGAGGAAGUCCCAGGACUUCCAGAAAUCGCUACACGGCAAGCUUACCGUACGGCUCGAAACCAGGUUACGGCGAUUACGGUAAGAGCACGGACAAAAGGAGUUUUCCGAUCACCUCGAAGCACCGCGGGGCGGCGACCUCAAAGAAGGAGUCCGCUAAGAAAUUUUCCCACCUGUUCGGGGUCGAAGCCGCGGAUUUGACCUCCACCACGACCGGCUUGGACCUGGACUCCAUGUUGGAUAGGAGUGACUCCGAUAUCAGCACCAAUGAUGCGAGGACUAUCAGGAAACAGUUGGAGGGCCUUGAAAAUAUGUACAGUGAGGUGCUGAAGUUGCUCGGCGGAAGCGUAAAGAAAAGACGGAAGGCCAGAGGAAUGGCCAGCUAUGGCUCGGUUUCUUCCCUGCCGACGUCGUCCGUAUCUUCGAGGCCGAUCGUCAGACACCACGAUAAGAGGAGGUCGCACGUAAUCGACGACAGGAUGAAGAAAGCCAAAGACAUCAAGAGCAUCAACAAGCGGUUUCAACGUCUCGAGUCUCACGUGGUCACCCUCGCGAGGUCCGUGGCCCACCUCAGCUCGGAGAUGAGGACCCAGCACUUGAUGAUACAGGAAAUGGAGAACAUCAGGGGCGAGAUAGCGGCCCUGAGGACGCAGACGAGUAUGGCGAUGGUGAGGUCGCAAUCUCAGCCCUUAAUCAAGGACUCGGAGCUCCCGGCCUUGUCGAAUCCGUCGAGGGUGAAGAAGUUGACCAAGUUCUUCGGCACCGAGCCGCCGCUCAUCAGGCUCUUCCUCAGGGAACUUGGGUAUGAGAAAUACGCGACGGCGUUUGAGAAGGAGAAGGUCGGGAUGGUGGAGCUACCCUACCUGAGCGAGGAAAGGCUGCAGAAGAUGGGAGUGCCCCUGGGUCCUCGACUCAGGAUCCUGCAGGAGGCACGAAUAUCCGUCUGCAAGGACCCGGUCUACGUGGUCUAACGAAGAGGUCGAGGACGAUCUACGAUCGAUGAAAGCGAGCAACGAAAAGCCCGCUCCAGAACGGACCAGUACCCGAGGAACGAGGACGAUCUCGCCGGGAAGGACGACUCCUUCCGACGACUCGACAGUAUUACUUCGCUAUACGUAUCGAAGACUCCAAGGGGCCGAUCGACUCGCCCUGCGAACUCGAAGUCAUUAAACUCGAAGGAGCGACCGGAAGAGAGACAGGCCGGACCGGCCCAGAAAUAAGCCAAUCUUCCUCGUGACCGCGAUUAAAGGACAUUCCGCGUAUGCACGACUCUCGGACACGCGUGACGCCGUGUAAUUACAUUUGGUCCGGGUAAUUUCCAAGUGGGCUGACUCACAUCUCCCGGCAAACGACGUUUCUCCGAGGGAGCGCAAGUGGUGUAAUGGGCGUUUCGCUCGCGACAAACGCGGACGCUUAAACGACUGAAAAGUGGCCGGCUGGUGGACGACGCGAGUAAAAGUGCCCCCGGAUGGAAGUCCGCGCCGACGAGUUUUCCGAAUUCCAGAGAACGCUUCCACCGAGAGCGCGACGAAGUGUCUUUGCCAAAGAUCCGUACCAUUCGACGUGGCCGCGCGAUUUCCGGCGGAACUCGUCCUCGCUAGGUCUCCCAGGGAUCUUCACCUUUCGACGGCCGGGAACCCUCGGCGUCGAGUACCAAAGAGAUCGAUCCAAGGAACUCGCCUCCGGUCCCGAAGGACCGGUCCGGUUCGCUCGCGGCGGCUCGAUGGCCCUCGUCGUCGACCUUAAGUCCCUGUACAGCCUCCCUUCUAGGGCGAAUUAUUGUUUUUUAUCCUACCUUUGUGCCCGUUGAGUUACGUAUUUAAUAAACGUUUU
This is a messenger RNA of Orussus abietinus, 4264 nucleotides long. RefSeq lists its product as uncharacterized. NCBI's taxonomy places the organism in Eukaryota, Metazoa, Arthropoda, Insecta, Hymenoptera, Orussidae. The coding region runs from base 1 to 3402 and encodes 1133 amino acids. Gene Ontology annotation, molecular function: protein binding. The record is from RefSeq and is a predicted model, not a curated record. The transcript has 13 exons.